Molecule: messenger RNA, 3899 nt
Organism: Oncorhynchus mykiss (rainbow trout)
Lineage: Eukaryota; Metazoa; Chordata; Actinopteri; Salmoniformes; Salmonidae
Product: phosphatase and actin regulator 3
Biological process (GO): actin cytoskeleton organization
Molecular function (GO): actin binding
Source: RefSeq, a predicted model, not a curated record
GGAGCAGCAGUAGGCUGGUAGUAGAUUGUUGGGGGGGGGGGUGAUGUAGCAGACUGCGUUACACGGUGGAAUAAACAGCCUCGUCUUCUUGGGACUGACUGAUUCUGCUGAGUACGUUGGCUCUGUUGGCUCUGUGACGAGGGUCCUCUGACUGCCCUCUCCGUUCCUUUCUUCCUGUGACGACGGUACAGGAUUCACUCAGUCCUCCGACUACCCUCUGCUCUCCGAUCCUCUCCUCCCUUGACGAGGGUACAGGAUUAACUCAGUCCUCUGACUGCCCUCUCCUCCUCUCCAUUCCUCUCUUUUCCUCUUCUCUGUUCCUCUCUUUCUGUGACGAGGGUACAGGAUUUAAUUAUUAUUUUAUUUUUAUUUUUGUACCUUUAUUUAACUAGUCAAGUCAGUUAAGAACAAAUUCUUAUUUUCAAUGACGGCCUAGGAACAGUGGGUUAACUGCCUCGUUCAGGAUUUACUCAGUCCUCUGACUACAGACGAGACCCUGUCCUCGUCUAUUCAUUGGACUGAUUGGAAGGUACAGUAAAUUGAUGGAACAGCAGCGGGGUGCAGGCGCUCCAGAGGGUGUGGUGUCGGGGGUGCUGACCCCUCCCGUCAGGAGGAACAGUAAACUGGCCAGUCUGGGACAGAUCUUUAAACCCUGGAAGUGGAGGAAAAAGAAGAACGACAAGAUCCAACAGAACUCCACAGUGGGAAUCGAACCCACAACCCUGGCCGUUGCGCUGUGUGUUUCAGCUUUAGAGCGGACCCGGGAUGAACUGGCCAAUAGGGGCCUGGAGGGGAUUGAACCAGAGUUUUGUGAGGCGUGUGGGGGGCUAGAAGACCCUGACACUCCCAGCCAAUCUGACGCAGAGGAGCGAGAGGAGGAGGAGCCUUUGGCGCCCCUGGCAACCACCUCAGAGUACCUGGUCAGCGAUGAAGACAACCCAUCUACAGCUGUUGAUCUGACAGAAGACACUUUGACAGUGGCGGACCAGAGUGAGGACGGAGGGGAGGAGGACACUUCCCUCUGUGAGCCCUGUGUGGACAGCUUUCUGGUACAGGCUGAGACAGGAGGGGGACAGGAGACACCUCACCCCAUGGACCCCCCAUGGGACCUCCCACACCCCAACCUGCCCAAACUACUUACCAGGCUGGGCAGCCUAGAGGGUCCUCACCCCUUCCCUAAGUCGGAUCCUAACCUAGAGAGGAAGAAGUCUCCAGCCACUCUACCCAGGAACUUCACAUUGCCCAGGACUACCCAGGGUUCCUUGCUGCGAGGACGGAUCUCCACCCCUACCGGUUCCCCUCACCUGGGACCACUGCGACCCCCACCGCCCCCCAGCUGUAUUAUAGAGGAGCUACAUCGGGCCCUGGCCACCAAACACAGACAGCACAGUUUCCAACCGAAGGAAAUGAGCUCUUCUCCAAAGCUUCGGUACGACAGUCGUCUGUCGCGUACAGCCAGCGUGGAGAAAGUCCCAACCGGAGAGAAGGAGAGAGAGAAGGAGAGAGAGAAGGAAUCAGACGAGAACAAGGAGAACAGACGUCUAGAUGAAUUCUACAACGACCCUGACCGCUGGAAUGAUUCUGUCAUCUCCGGCACCCUGCCGCGGCGGAUGCGUAAGGAGUUGUUAACGGUGAAGCUUCGUAACCGGCCCAGUCAGCAGGAGCUGGAGGACAGAAACAUCUUCCCUGUUCGCUCAGACCUGGAGAGACAGGAGACACGACAGCACAUAGAGACCAAGCUGGCCAAGCGGCUGAGCCAGAGACCCGCGGUAGAGGAGCUGGAAAGUCGGAACAUCCUCAAACAGAGGAAUGACCAGUCAGAGCAGGAGGAGAGGAGAGAGAUCAAACAGAGACUCAACAGGAAGUUGAACCAGCGUCCUACAGUAGAUGAGUUGAGGGACAGGAAGAUACUGAUUCGUUUCAGUGACUAUGUUGAGGUGGCCAAGGCUCAGGACUACGACCGCAGGGCAGACAAACCCUGGACCAGGCUGUCUGCUUCAGACAAGGCAGCAAUAAGGAAGGAGCUGAAUGAGUUCAAGAGCAACGAGAUGGAGGUUCACAAUUCCAGCAAGCACCUGACAAGGUGAGUCUGAGGUUCCAUCGACCGUAGUGUAGAGGUAGUUUCUUCUGUGAAGAAGCAGCUGUGUGGUCAGUGUUCCCAGGCCCAGUCUCCUGUUUCCAGGCCCAGUCUCCUGUUCCCGGAUGUUCGACCUACAGAUUUCUGUCUGUCUCUCUACCAACAUGGAGGAGCUGUCUGUCUCUCUGUGUGUCACAAUGGAGGCUAUGUCUCUAGAGCUGGAGCCCAGGAAAGAUCACAGGAAACAUCAGACUGAUAAAAUCUUAAAGGAACUAUUAACAUGUCAAUGUGUGCUGUUUCCUGGAUGUCAUCCAAUGAGAAAAAUACUCCUGGAUGUCAUCCAAUGAGAAAAAUACUCCUGGAUGCCAUCCAAUGAGAAAAAAGACGAAUGAAGAAGACGGCACCACUUACUAGUUCACAGGUCAUUUCUCUCAAUUCACUCCAAGCCAGCAGUCUGAACCAAUCACAAUCAGAAUAACUUUAUUGCUACGCAACAAAUGUUGCUAAGAAUUUUCUCUCGAUGUUAUUUUCAAGUUUUACGGGAUCUGGAUGAUAUAAAUCAUCCAACCAAAUGCAGGUUCCUUCUCGACAACGGAACAACAAGAAAUAAUAAAAAUAUAAAAACACAAACAUAAACACAUAUAAACAUUUUUUUUAACACUUUAGUCAUUAAACACGAAACACCUUUCAGUUACUGGCCCAAUGAUCUUAACCGCUAGGCUACCUACCGCCAGAUAAAGGUUCAAAGAGACAGACCCCAAACUGCUAAGUAUGGAAUAAACUGAUAGAAAUUAUGUCGUCUGUGAGUGCUGGUCGUCUUGUUUCGUAGUGGAGUUGGAUCGUUUGGAUUAGUCAAAAGGGAGGAACUAUGAAGAGCCUUCAUUUUAGCCCAGUGGAACCAGCCCAAAGGGAGGAACUAUGAAGAGCCUUCAUCUUAGCCCAGUGGAACCAGCCCAAAGCGAGGAACUAUGAAGAGCCUUCAUCUUAACCCAGUGGAACCAGCCCAAAGGGAGGAACUAUGAAGAGCCUUCAUCUUAGCCCAGUGGAACCAGCCCAUAGGGAGGAACUAUGAAGAGCCUUCAUCUUAGCCCAGUGGAACCAGCCCAUAGGGAGGAACUAUGAAGAGCCUUCAUCUUAGCCCAGUGGAACCAGCUCAUAGGGAGGAACUAUUGUAGAAAGGCUAGAAUGAUACGUGGAGUGAAACAGAAUGGUGAAGGCAACGGUCAGACUUGUUUCACCAGGGUACCUCCAACCUGCUCAGAGACAGGGAUCAGACUUGUUUCACCAGGGUACCUCCAACCUGCUCAGAGACAGGGAUCAGACUUGUUUCAUCAGGGUACCUCCAACCUGCUCAGAGGAAACAUAUUUUCUCCUUCAGAGGAACAUCUGAACAUUUUGUCUUAUAAACUUGUUUCUACAUGUCAGGGGAUGGAGGAGACGCCAGGUUACGUCUGUGGCACCCAGUUCCCUAUAUAGUGCUCUACUUUAGACCCAGGGUUCCCUAUAUAGUGCACUACUUUAGACCAGGGUUCUCUAUAUAGUGCACUACUUUUGACCAGGGCCCUUAUGGACACAGACCUUGAGGAGGUCAUUUCUAUGUCAGAGGACAGAAGAUACCAGGUCGUGUCUGCCAUAAUUUUUUCAUAACAGACUCUUUGAAAGCAUUUACGAACAAUGGCCUUGGAGACACUAGCAGAGGAGAGAUGUGGAAAGAUGAGGAGAAAAGAGGAGAGAAGAGGAGAGAUGAGGAGAGAUGACGGGAGAUGAGGGGAGAUGUGGAGAGAUGUGGAAAGAUGAGGAGAAAAGAGGAGAGAAGAGGAGA